This is a messenger RNA of Elgaria multicarinata webbii, 3552 nucleotides long. Its product is annotated as cytochrome P450 2J4-like. Gene Ontology annotation, molecular function: oxidoreductase activity, acting on paired donors, with incorporation or reduction of molecular oxygen, reduced flavin or flavoprotein as one donor, and incorporation of one atom of oxygen; iron ion binding; heme binding. Lineage: Eukaryota; Metazoa; Chordata; Lepidosauria; Squamata; Anguidae. The record is from RefSeq and is a predicted model, not a curated record. Gene Ontology annotation, biological process: xenobiotic metabolic process. Bases 718 to 2001 code for a protein of 427 amino acids. The transcript has 8 exons. Gene Ontology annotation, cellular component: intracellular membrane-bounded organelle; cytoplasm.
UUCAAGCAGGCAACAUAACCCAGCACCAGAAGGCUUUAUGCAGAGGUCUGACCAGAGCAGAUUGCAAAGAAAGGAAUUGCCUUAGAAGACAGAAGAAGGAGGAAGAGGAAGACUGUUGUAGCGUUGUACAGCCUUGAUUUCUGGCUUUGUGAGAUUGGCUAGGGUGGAGCUUAGCAGAGAAAACUGAGCCCAAAUUAGGCUAGGGAAGACUCUCUUACAUAUUAUAAAAAGUAACCAAACACAUUUUAAACAAUCUCAGCCUAUUACUUAUAAAGUGACUUCUAACCACUUAAUUUUUAAAAUGCCUCUCUAGUCGUAAAUAUCAGUCACAUGCCUUCACCAUAGAAACAGGGAUGCUGAAUAUCUAUAGGCAAUAGAGUUUUAGCUUUAACUGAACAUUUUACAGCACCAUUCCCUUACUGUGAGAUUUACUUUGGAGCUUUAUUAAAACUGUGGCAGGGAGUUCCAUAGAUCCAAGUCUCAAAGUUUUGGAAUGGAUACACAAGUUGUUCUUCUACGGAAGCAUGCAGUGUUGUCAAAGGUAUCAGUAACUGUACUGGAUGGAUUCUGCUUCAGUAAUACAGUUCUUAGUUGCUAAAAGAAUGGGCCACUUUUCGAUGUAUAGACCUGAUCUCCAGCAGAUGUUGACUUUCCUAGGCUGGCAACCUCACGAUUUUAACAUGCAGUUUGUGAGUAACAAUUUCUCAUUGGUUCUUGAUGGCUUCAGGUCUUUUAGCUUCAAACGGUCACACCUGGAAGCAGCAGAGACGGUUUGCUCUAGUGACUCUGCGGAAGCUGGGACUGGGGAAGAAAGGCAUGGAGCACCAAAUACAAGAGGAGGCCCAGCAGCUGGUGGAGACUUUUGCAUGUGCAAAGGGGCAGCCACUUGAUCCUUCCUUGCCCAUCACCAAUGCAGUCUCCAACGUGACUUGUGCUGUGACAUUUGGACACCGGUUUUCUCUUGAAGAUGAAAAAUUCCAGAAACUGAUUGAAGCCAUUGAUGUUGUUUUAAAAUUUCCAGGCACCAUCUCUUAUGUUUUGUAUGAAAUGUUCCCAUGGAUCAUGAACCAUCUUCCAGGACCUCACAAAAAGACAUUCUCUGCCCAUGAGUUGGUGCUUUCACAUGCAAGGGAGGAGAUAGAGGAGCAUAAGGAGCAACAGUCCUUUCAUGAGCCACGGGAUUACAUAGAUUUCUAUCUACUUCAGAUGGAGAAAAGCAGGAAUGACCCAAACUCUACUUAUGAUGAAGAGAACCUGGCUCAGUGCAUUCACGAUUUAUUAUUCACGGGAACAGAGACAACCUCCGCUUCUCUGAAAUGGGCACUUCUCCUCCUGACAAAUCAUCCAGAUAUCCAAGAUAAAGUCUACAAGGAGAUAGAAGAUGUUUUUGGUUCAUCACGCUCAAUCUGCUACCAAGAUAUAAGGGAACUGCCCUACACUAACGCUGUGAUUCACGAGAUGCAGCGUUCAAAAUAUAUCCUCUACUUUGGAGGACCAAGGCAAUGUACAAAGGAUGUGAAAUUGAACGGUUAUCUCAUUCCCAAGGGAGCAUAUAUUCUUCCAAAUCUGCGCUCUGUUCUUCUCGAUCCGGAGCUGUGGAAGACUCCUGAAGAGUUCAACCCAAACCAUUUUUUGGACAAGGAUGGGAAUUUUGUAGAUAGAGAAGAAUUUCUGAUAUUUAGUACAGAAUUCAAUGAAAAGAAUGUGCCAAAUGGCGUCCAGAGCUCUGGAUCCAGGCGAAGCGAUCCAAAAUGGAGAGAACCACUUCACUUCAAUCCAGAGGUCCCUAGACCCAAUCCGGAUCAAUACUUAGCAGGGGCUCGGGUGUGUUUGGCGGAGCAGCUGGCAAGAAUCGAAAUCUUCAUCUUCUUGACCAGCCUGCUGAGGGCUUUCAGGUUCCAGCUUCCAAAAGGAGUGAAAAAACUCCGUCCAGAUCCUAUAAUAGGGUUCACAGUCUAUCCCCAUCCUUAUAAAAUCUGUGCUGUUCCCCGUUGUUGCUAAUUAUAAUCUUAUAAAUGUAUUUACAAUAGUUCACUAAUUACCACAAAUUUCUCACUCCUUACUUUUCUGUUAAGAAACUCCCACGUUGACUUUGCUGUUCAUCCACACAUGCUAAAUUCUUUCUGUGUAUGAUUGGAGUGAGCUGGCUGGGCUAAUCAAUGCAUCCCCCAUCUCUCCAGGCCAUAGUAGGGGCUUAGUGAAGGCAAAUAGAAUUUUUAGCACACACUUGCCAGCCCAGAAUUUAGCUUGAACCACGAUUGCAGCUACCUGGGGUAGAGCAGACAGGGCUUUCCUGGAGCAGAGAGCCAUUGAACGACCCUAAGUUGCAGGAGGCAGAAGAAGAGCUAGAGAAGGAGAGCAAGGGGAGGAGGAUGUGGAGAGUGUGAGGUGAGGGAGAGGGUGAAGAGAUGUACUUGUGAAUAUUCCAGCCAGUGUGUCUUGACAAGACUAUACUUACCUCUUAAUCCAUGCUUCAGAGAAUCCAAAAGAAAUUGACUUAAUAGGAACUUUACCCAGUCGUCAUGUCCACAGAUGUGGGACCCUUGGAAAUAGGCAAAUGGUUCCACACAAGACUUAGGUGGUAGUCAUUUAUUUCAGCGAUCUGUCUUUGCUGGCAGCCACAAGCAGACUUGCUUUUGCCCUGCCAGGCUGGUACAAAACCUGGUAUGGAUUAUCUGUACUUAAUGCAGGUCAUUCAGAAAUUCUGGCCUGGCUCAAAGAAUGGCUCAUCACCAACAUUACACCAGGGAUGAAACUGGUGAGCCAAUAAAAUAUACCUCUUUCAAUUUUCUUGUUUAUCUAUUAUUUCUGAGCCUCCCAGUAGAAUAACGUGGGUUUGACUGUCCCUUACCCGAGGCAAGCUGACAAUUAUGAAACUAGGCACUUUGUACUCUGUGCCUUUCAAAGAUGGGGGAGGGGACCGUUUUCAUCAAAUACAUUUUUUGGUACCAUUUAUUCUCUCCAUUUCUACUGCAGCCUGCAUGCACACCUAAAUUUACUCUUCUCUUCACUAUCUUUGCCUUUGCACAUGUGUUGAGGAAUUCAAGCAGAUGGGCGUGUGGGCUUCAUCUGUGCCCACCCUGUUUAAUGUAUUGCUUUUAGCCUGUUUUCUUUUAAUUAAAGAUCUAUGCUUUCAGCUGUAACUGAAGUCAUAUUAAGUAAGGCACCCACUUCUGCCACACAACUGGAUGUGUUGAAAUAUUAGUCACCAGAGUGUGCGCCCACAAUUGGGAAAGGUGAGGGGUGUGGUGGCUUAUUUGAAAAAGCAAGCUAACAGCAAAUGAACUGAUGGUCAUGUUUCUCAAUAAUCGUGUACGGGUUGUUUUUCAGUCCUUGGAAACAUUGCACUCUGCACAUGCAUAAAAUCCUUCUUUUACUUGGUUGAAAGGCUUACCUAUUUUAUGAUUGGUGUAUUGUAUAAUGAAGUUCUGCCUUGUUUCUAAGUACGUUACCCUAUAAGUAAGUUAGCCUUUCCUGAAAAUAAUGGGCAGUUCCUCAGAUCCUCUGCCACUUUGCAGUGAUGCAUGAUGCUCAUAAUAAACUUUUCUAAAG